AUGGAAACAUCUCGUCGCCCGUAUCUGAAGGACCUCGCCCACCGUGGCGUCAUCCAGGGUGCCACCAUCUCACCUAGUGGAAAGAAUUCGGACUUCUGUCACUACUUUGGCGGCGUUCGAUACGCUCUUCCUCCCCUCCAGCGAUGGCGACGAGCUCGCCGCUUGUCGUCGAAUUUCAGCUACGGCACUAAACAAUCGCCUGGUCAGUGCGACAGCGGAGCGGGGUUAUGUCCGCAGCCCGGCUUCCUACAACUCUCACCUGAGAACCCGGACGCCUGGUCGGAGGAUUGCUUCCAGUGCAACGUAUGGGUUCCAACAGGCCAGCCCCCUCAAGGUGGAUGGCCUGUUUAUGUUUUUAUCCAUGGUGGCUGGCUCCAAUUCGGCUCUCCAAAUGGCUUCAAUGCGGGGGCAUUGCUAGGCGAAACCGAUUUCAAUGCUGUGGUCGUCAUGCCUGCAUAUCGCGUGAAUCUGUUUGGAUUCCUUUAUUCGGCUGAGUUAGCAGAUGAUGCCGCGUCUGUCGGCGAAACAGUUGGUAACCAUGGAUUCUGGGAUCAGAGACUGGCAUUGGAAUGGACAAAGGAGAAUAUUCAAUUGUUCGGCGGAAACCCCGACAACAUUACAAUCUCCGGUUACUCUGCGGGUGCCAAUUCUGUCUUCCACCAGCUCGCAUAUGACCUCCGUCAACCAGAUUCACAGGCCAUCAUUCGCCAAGCAUGCAUGUUCUCUAACUCACCCGCCGUGCAGCCAAAGAGUCCAGCCGAGACACAAAUACAAUUUGACCAACUGCUGACUGCGCUUGAAAUUCCGCUGACUCUUUCUGGGAACGAGAAGCUGGCCAGGCUCCGGUCGCUGCCAGCCAAAGCCCUUCUCGACGCUGGGAAGACAAUCGAUGUGCAUCAAUUCAGACCUACUACUGACUCUGGUUUCGUCCUUCCAACACUCUUCGAGUCACUUGAUAAUGGCGAGUUUGCGCGCCGAAUGCUUACUCGGAAGAUACGCCUAAUGUUAGGCGAGUGCCGCGACGAAAGACAUUUAUACGCUGUUUGGUUCCCGCCCAAGGCAAACACAUUAUCUGCACUCCGGACUCGUCUGGUCGCCGACUACCCCGAGCGGAUUGUCGAUGCUGUGCUCCCAUUGCAUUACCCUAAUGGUCAAUUCCCGUCUGAUUGCAAGGACUGGGUCUCUGAUGCCUGGGGGAAGAUCUAUGCUGAUAUGCAGGUUCAUCAUAUGCAGCGUGGAUUCAUGCAUGCGCUUACGUCUAACACUGGAGGUGUGGACGCUUCGAGCCUACUGUAUAGGUAUCGCAUCGAGUACCGUGCCAAGUGUAUGGAUAAAGCGCUGCCCAUCGAAUGGGGUGUAACGCACUCGUCUGAUUACCCGCUGUGGUUCUGGGGUAACGGAGAUGUUCUCAACUCGACUGAGAAGAAGAACACAUAUGAAGCUUUGAUAGGUCCCUUGGGCCGCUUCGUGCAGGGCCCGACUGCGGCUGGUCAAGAUGGAUUUGGCUGGGGAACUAGCGGGCAACAAGGCGUGCGAACCUUCAAGCCAGACGGAACGGUCAAGAUUGAACGUGAUGCAAUGUGGUACGAGGGUGUGAAAGUGUGGAAGAAACUUAGACAGGCGGACCAGUCUAAGCCAAAGCUGUAA
Penicillium longicatenatum is the source of this 1647-nucleotide messenger RNA. RefSeq names its product putative carboxylesterase. The transcript is spliced from 3 exons. Lineage: Eukaryota; Fungi; Ascomycota; Eurotiomycetes; Eurotiales; Aspergillaceae. The record is from RefSeq and is a predicted model, not a curated record. Bases 1 to 1647 code for a protein of 548 amino acids.